This is a messenger RNA of Torulaspora delbrueckii, 705 nucleotides long. It is a transcript of the gene SNF8, whose product is annotated as ESCRT-II subunit protein SNF8. The coding region runs from base 1 to 705 and encodes 234 amino acids. The record is from RefSeq and is a predicted model, not a curated record. Gene Ontology annotation, biological process: protein transport to vacuole involved in ubiquitin-dependent protein catabolic process via the multivesicular body sorting pathway. NCBI's taxonomy places the organism in Eukaryota, Fungi, Ascomycota, Saccharomycetes, Saccharomycetales, Saccharomycetaceae. The transcript has a single exon. Gene Ontology annotation, cellular component: ESCRT II complex.
AUGAAGCGUUAUGGACUUGCAGCUUUUGAUGGUAAACAAAAGAACGAAAGGUAUCAGGGGACAAGUACAGCUGUUCUCGAUAGACAGUCCAUUGAACUUGAUGAGCAACUAGCGGUUUUUCAAGAAAGGUUACUACAAUUCGCCAAGAAACAUAACAGUGAGAUCAAAGCGAAUCCCGAGUUCCGAUCUAAAUUUAUGCGGAUGUGCACUUCCAUAGGAAUAGAUCCACUUAGUCUUUUCGAUAAGAAUGAACAUCUCUUUAACUUAAACGAUUUUUAUUAUGAGGUUUGCGUCAAAAUAGUGGAAAUUUGUAGGCAGACGAAGGAUAUGAAUGGGGGGAUCGUUUCGUUCGAUGAGUUGGAGAAGGGUUUUUUUAAAGGUUUAAAUGUCACGAUAGCGGAUUUAGAAAAGUCGAUUGAUAUGCUUAAAAGCUUAGAUGGAGGCUUUGACGUAUUUGAGAUUAGAGGAAAGAAAUUUUUGCGAAGUAUACCUAAUGAAUUGACUGGCGACCAAACAAAAAUUCUGGAAAUAUGCUCGAUUUUAGGAUAUGCAAGCAUAUCAUUACUCCGGGCCAACCUGGAUUGGAAACCGGUGAGAAGCAGAGCUGUUUUGAAUGAAAUGGUGGCUAAUGGACUUCUCUGGAUUGAUGAACAAGCUGAUGCUGAAACUCUUUAUUGGGACCCAUCAUGGAUCACCAUGAAGUAA